Messenger RNA from Rotaria sp. Silwood2, 330 nucleotides. The record is from the annotation of a GenBank genome assembly. Lineage: Eukaryota; Metazoa; Rotifera; Eurotatoria; Philodinida; Philodinidae.
AUGUUGAAUAAUCUUCUGAUUUAUAAUGAUAGAUUAAUAAAAAAUACUGAAGAUCGCUAUAAAUCAAUACCAGGAUAUACUGAAAUUCAUUCUUUUGAUCAUAUUGGCGCAGGACAAUAUGCUUUUUUCACGUCAAUAGCGACAACAAUAACAAAAUCGGAAUUAAUUUAUUUACAACCAGGUACACAUGUAAUUGAUGUUGCAGCUCGAGCCAUAGGACAGAUGCCAGUUAACAUCUAUUUUGGCGUAUUAACUAUUGAAUUAAUUCAAUAUGAUAACGAGGUGAAUAUUGGUGAACUGAAACCCAUCAACACUACAUUAUUUGAAUGA